Messenger RNA from Suillus fuscotomentosus, 597 nucleotides. RefSeq lists its product as uncharacterized. Lineage: Eukaryota; Fungi; Basidiomycota; Agaricomycetes; Boletales; Suillaceae. The transcript is spliced from 3 exons. Bases 1 to 597 code for a protein of 198 amino acids. The record is from RefSeq and is a predicted model, not a curated record.
AUGGCCUGGAGAUCGAGUCAUGCAAGGAAGAACUUGAAGCUCACCGUCCUCAGCCCCACCGGUCGUGUCUGGACAAUGGUCGCAGGCGGUGGUGCAUCCGUCGUCUACAGUGAUCUCAUGCAGCCGCAGCAGCUGCCAGUGGUUUCGCAUUUCGAACUCGCCACUAGUGACUACGGUGAAUACUCUGGUGCCCAAGAAAGGGUCAGACUCUCUUUUGAUGAUGAUCCGUACUACCUAAUUCUAGUACAUCUAGUCUACCUGCUCACGUGCCCGCCUUCAAGUUCUAGCAAGAUCCUCGGUGAAUUUCACCAACGUAGUUGCCACCUUCAAAGGUAUCAUCUACACGUCACGUUCUACAAACUGAGCUCAAUUGCACGCACCGGCAAAGUCAAGAUCUACUGGUACAUCCAUCCCACAUCAUCUCUCAUUGAUCCUGAUAUUAACCCUGAAGGGCUUCUGACAAGACCCGAUAUGAUUACUUCACCGGCGCGAACAACAUUUUUCUGGACUACUACCAAGCAAGGCAAGAGUCUCACUGCCUAUUUGAGACCAAUUCAUUCAACCUCUUCACUUAUAUUAGGUCCUCGACAACACUAA